Molecule: messenger RNA, 2562 nt
Organism: Helicoverpa zea (corn earworm)
Lineage: Eukaryota; Metazoa; Arthropoda; Insecta; Lepidoptera; Noctuidae
Gene: nvd
Product: cholesterol 7-desaturase nvd
Exons: 8
Coding region: 42-1406 (454 amino acids)
Biological process (GO): cholesterol metabolic process; chlorophyll biosynthetic process
Cellular component (GO): chloroplast
Molecular function (GO): 2 iron, 2 sulfur cluster binding; chlorophyllide a oxygenase activity
Source: RefSeq, a predicted model, not a curated record
CUCAAUUUUUCAACCGACCAUCACAAAUUCACGAAACCAAAAUGGCUUCUUACUGCCCAAAUGACGUUGACAGCAUUUUGAAAAAGGAAGUGACAUUUUCGGAAUGUCAAAACGCAAUGAAAAACAAAGAAUUUUUAAGAGAUUUCCUGCUAUUUAAUUUGAAUGUAAUUUUCAACGUUAUAAGAACGAUAUUUGAGUUUAUUUUUGAAAAUAGUGGCUGUGUAUUAUUUUGUGUUUUUGUAUCUUUUUUAUUGUUCGUUGGUUAUAGAAGCUAUGUUAAUCCUCUUUUGUAUAAAAAAGAACUAACAGAAAUCGGUUUCGAGCACAUAGCGAAAGGCCCGGAUAGGGACAGGCGGAUAUCCAGGGCCCAGGCCACCAGACGGAUGGGUAACAAAAUACCCCCACCGUACCCUAACGGAUGGUUUGCAGUGGCAGAGAGUAGGGAACUGAAAGUUGGCGGAGUAACCGCUGUUGAUGCUUUAGGUCAAAAUCUCUGCGUCUACCGUGGAGAAGACGGCGUUGCCCGCUGUGUUGACGCCUAUUGCCCUCAUUUGGGGGCAAACCUAGCUGUCGGGGGCAAUGUCUGUGGCAACUGCAUCGAGUGCCCCUUUCAUAAGUGGAGAUUUGGAGAAAAUGGGGCUUGUGUUAGUGUUCCGGGAGUUGAAAAUGCCCCAAAAGGCGUAUCGAUAAAGCAAUGGUCGACAGUGGAACGUGACGGUGCCAUUUGGAUCUGGUAUGACGCGGAGGACAGACCGCCUCUGUGGAACAUAGAGGAGGUGCCUGAGCUGCAGCACUGGGGGUAUAGAGGCAGGAACGAGUUUAUUGUUAGCGCUCAUAUACAAGAAAUACCAGAAAAUGGUGCUGAUGUAGCACAUCUGAAUGCGGUUCAUUCGCCGUCUUUAGUUUCCAGUUUAGGAGAGAAAUAUCCACUACUGUAUGACUUGAUAGGUUGUCACGUAUGGUCAGCGAGCUGGACGAAGGGCGACGACCACACGGCGCACAUGACGCUGACACAUGACUACAAAAUCAUGAAGUGUCAUUUAUGUCAUAUAGAUGUCAAAGUUACACAGAUAGGUCCCGGCCACGUGCGUCUCUUCAUGCAGUCCCCAGUAGGGCCUAUCCUAGUCUCCCAGUCGGUGACGCCACUAGCGCCCUCUCUGCAGCGCGUGGUGCAUCGCAUGUACUCGCCGACACACAACGCGCCUCUAGCAGCGCUGCUUGUCAAGUCUGAGGGGGCUAUGUUCGAACGCGACAUCACAAUAUGGAACAGCAAGCGUUUCGUCUCUGCCCCCGCGUACGUCAAAACGGACAAAACUAUACGCGCCUUCAGGAGUUGGUUCUCACAGUUUUAUAGUGAACAUAGCAUAUCUUUUAGGGACGCUAAUCAAAAUACACUGGAUUGGUAACUUAUCUAUUAACUGCGGGUUUCUAUAACGUAUCUAUCUGUUGUUUUGAAAGAAAGAAAAUAUAUCAUUGAUAUUGAGUUUCUUGCCGGCUCUUCUCCAUGAGACCAACUCUUUGGAACCGUGAAACUAGUGUGACUUUUCUUAAGAGUGACUGUUGACUUUGCUUAAAUAUUAAUUUUAAAAAGAGAACUAAUUUUGAUUAGAUCUAUCUAGAUUAGAGAUUAAAAUAUGGACAUAAUUUAUAUGAAGCUAAUGUCAAAAUAACGCUGGAUGCAGGUCGCCUCCAACAGGUAUCUGUGGUGAUCUAAGGGGGAGGCCUAUGUUCAGCAGUGGACGUCCGCCGGCUGAGAUGAUGAUGAAUGUCAAAAUUAUAAUCUCUAAUCGUAUACUCGAAAUACACCAUUACCCACUUUAAACUGAGCUUCAAAUUGAGUUAAGCGCCAUCUAUUGUUGAGUAACGGAAGUUUUUAAAACUAGAAUGUUAAAAUCAAAAAAGGUAUAGAGCGCUUGUAGACGUCCGUUUUUUUCACCGGAUAACGGACCGUGAAUAAACGGCUAUCCUUGUAUACAUAAGUUUUUUACCGGAUGGAUGGACUGCCGUCUAUAUGCGUUAGAACGCAGGUAGACGGCACUCAAUUAACAGAAAACAGGCAAUACGCCCGGCAGCGUCAACACGCACCAAUACACUGGCGUGGAUGACCGCCAUUUCUUACACCGGACCGGUGUCCGUCGCGCCUAGGGGAAGGGGUGGUGCAUCCGGCGUAAAUUGUUCGCCGGACCGAUGUCCGGUGCAUGUACACACAUUCAUUAUAAUUCAUACACCACCGCGAAUCCGGCAAAAAACACGGUCCGUUAUCCGGUGAAAAAAACGGACGUCUACAAGCGCUCAUAGGUUGGAGUCUGGAGACCAACGUGACUUAUUUUUUUUAUGAGCGUUUGUUUAAUUAAAUUAAGUUAAAACCAUCUAUUCUAUUCUAUUUAUGGAUGUUAUAUUCUUAUGCAGAGAUUGUGAAACUAAUUUUGUGUGUUAAGAAUUAAGAACAACUUAAUUUAUAAAUAAAGAUAUCUAUUUGAUAAAAUAGGAUUAUUGUUUGUCAUAAAAAAAACACGACCGUGAUGCCAAAUUGUACAAUUAAUUUUAAUAAAUAGUUUAGUG